UCAAAAAAUCCUUCGUUAAAUUAAAUAAAACAUUUAAUUAACGAAAUAUCCGGAAAUUCAUUUCCAAUAUUCCAAGAUCAAAAUAUUUUUUUCGCGUUAUUUUAUUUCAUCCAAUUUUUUAAUUUAGCAAAGAUUACAUAAAUUCAAAUAGAAAUAAUUCGACGUCAUUCUGAGAUUAGAUAAAAAAAAAUUGGUGAAGGGAGCAGUAAAUGUUGGUUGCAUUUUCGUUUUUCCGACAUUUAACAUGGAUUGUUAUAAUUAUUCUGCAAAUUAAAGAAGAAAUUCUGAAAAGAGAAAUACAGAGUUAGCAGAUAAUAUUGGGAGGUAAAACAAGGAGGACAAAGGCGUGCGUUGUGUUGCGGUUGAAGUUGGUACUAUUGUCCUGUUCAUUAUUGUGAAUGUUGGACCUCUGUUCAUUGCAUCAAUCUGAGCUAUGUUGGUUGAUAUAUGUCAUUGUUGCUAUCACAAAUAAUCAAAACAAGAACCUUUCACCCAAGAAUAUUCUUUUGCUCACAAAUGGAGAAGGGAGAUGUGGGUUGUUAUACGUGGAGCAUUGGCGUAAACAUCAACUAAUACAGCCAAAGCGUAAAAUUGAGUAAAAAUGUUAACAUGUAUAACGUGCGCAAAGCAAACAGACGAUAGAGAAGAAGAAGGAAGAAGUGGGAAUAACACACCAAAUACUAAGGAAUCUGUUAAAGGCAUCACAGCCCAGAUAAAAGAUAUGGCAUUGAAAAUUUCGGGAACUUCUAAACAAUCGAAGCCAUAUACGAGUUCUAGUGAGUUUAGGCGACGCGAGAGAUCAUAUGUGGACUAUGAUAAUGACAGUGCUUCAGAAGGGGGCAGAUACUCUUACAUGCAACCUGGAAGCUCAAGCUCCACACCAGCAUGGGAUUUUACAAGCAGCACACACCAUCGCGGUGUAAGAUCACAUUCUAGGUUUGCUGGCGGGGGCUAUGGUGGCGACAGAAGUCCUAUAGGACGCGAUUCUAUUGCUGCUAGUGAUUUCGUUUUAGAGGAUGAGGAUGAACCCAAAGAAUGGAUGGCACAAGUCGAGCCAGGCGUGCAUAUAACAUUCGUUUCUCUUCCUAAUGGAGGAAACGACUUGAAACGAAUUCGAUUCAGUCGAGAUUUGUUCAAUAAGUGGCAAGCUCAAAGAUGGUGGGGAGAGAAUUAUGAUAGAAUCAUGGAACUUUAUAAUGUUCAAAGAUUCAAUAGAAAAGCUCUUGAGACACCAGCUAGAUCAGAUGAUGAGCCCAGAGAUUCCACUUUCACUAGAGUUGGAUCAGUAAUGGAAAGUCCCAUGACAAACAAGGAAUGGAUACCAAGAAAUUACUACCAACCAGCCAGUAAAUCAUUUUUUCAUCCUGAGAAUACAGCAACAGGUUCAAGUGGUUAUGGCAUGGGGGGGCCGAAUAUGGAUCCAUCGCGAAUAACUACCUCGUCUAGAGACGAUGAAGUAUCAGUUAGUAACGCGAGUGAACUUGAAACAGAAUGGAUCGAAGAGGACGAGCCUGGUGUUUAUAUUACCAUUAGACAACUUGCUGAUGGCACUAGAGAACUUCGCCGUGUCAGAUUCAGCCGCGAAAAGUUUGGGGAAGUUCAUGCAAAAACUUGGUGGGAGCAGAAUCGAGAAAGGAUACAAGCUCAAUACCUUUAACAUUAAUUUUUUUUUCUUUUUAAAAAAUUUUUUUUGUCUAGAGUUAAAUCUACAAAGAAGGCAAUUAUCUGGGUUUUGACUAAUAUAGUGAUUCCAGAAUCAAAUUACAUAUAUUACAAAGAAGAAUGUUUAUACAUAUUUACUGCAGUUGAACUUGAUAUAUCUUCUUUGUAAUGUGCUCAUAAUUGUUGAGAUAGUCCUUUUAGCUUGAUAGUUAAGAUGUAGGUAGAGGUGUUCGUUAGGGUUAUUGGGUGGAUUUUGAAAUUGGUGUUUCAUGUUCAGUUAUGAAAUACUGUAGAUGUAGACCUCCGGCUCUCACUAUUUGGGGAUAAAAUUGACUUUACUCCUCUGAUUUUCUCUUUAGAGGAGGUAUGGGUAUGAAUUUUCUGUUACCUCUUUUCACCAGACCCUUUUUUCAAAUGGUUUAUUGAGUCAAUGAUGAUGAUGAAAACCUCUGAAGAUGUUUAUCUCCAAAAAAAGGCUUAAGGAAAAAAGAGU
Molecule: messenger RNA, 2155 nt
Organism: Amaranthus tricolor (Joseph's coat)
Lineage: Eukaryota; Viridiplantae; Streptophyta; Magnoliopsida; Caryophyllales; Amaranthaceae
Product: protein BREVIS RADIX-like
Exons: 7
Coding region: 602-1657 (351 amino acids)
Source: RefSeq, a predicted model, not a curated record